Molecule: messenger RNA, 417 nt
Organism: Symbiodinium pilosum
Lineage: Eukaryota; Dinophyceae; Suessiales; Symbiodiniaceae
Source: the annotation of a GenBank genome assembly
AUCUACGUCGUCCAUCCCAGCAAUGUGGUGCAUGACCCUGUGCUUUAUCUUGGCUUCAAUUGGCUAACGCCAUGGAGUCUGCAAGAACCUUCUAUGAGGAUCAUGGCUCAUCGGCUCAAUCGGAGAAUUUUCUGCAUAACGUCCGAGGCAGUGAGUCCGGAGCUACUGCAAGCUGGUGAUGACCUGGACUCGACUGGACAAGCUUUCUUCACGGAUUUGUACACCAUGAUCGACACGCUCCCCUUGCCCUACAAGUUGAUCUUGAUGGACAAUACCUUUGGACUUGGAGUCCCCCUGCUCUGGAAGUUGCAGCCGCGGCUGAAGCACAUCCUGGUAGUAAAUACCAGCUGGGUCUUCAGGCGGGAACGUUCUCUGUGGACCUGCAUAUCGGGGUGGGGCAGCAUGAGGCUUAUGUAA